Mytilus californianus (California mussel) is the source of this 1111-nucleotide messenger RNA. Its product is annotated as transmembrane protein 272-like. NCBI's taxonomy places the organism in Eukaryota, Metazoa, Mollusca, Bivalvia, Mytilida, Mytilidae. The record is from RefSeq and is a predicted model, not a curated record. The transcript has 5 exons. The coding region runs from base 122 to 721 and encodes 199 amino acids.
ACAUGUAUUUGACUGUAAGGUAUUCAAAAAUCAAUAUCUAUUCAUAAGAAUAGUAAUACACACAACGGAAUCAGAAGACAAAGAUUUUUAUUGUCAUCUCAUCUCGUAUACACAUUCGAAAAUGGAGGAACCACCAUCAUAUGACUCCCUAUUUGGUAAAAUUGCUGCGGCAAAGGUUACUUCCGAUGGAAAUGUUGAUUUCGCGCGAAAAUCAAUAGGAAUUUUGUGCGGAUCAGUGAUUGCCACAAUAUUACUAGUUUUGUCCUUAGCAGUGCCAAUAGCAGCCAUUGUAAUAGGAGGACUGUACCUACAUGACUGCCCAAAACAGAAGUAUAUUCCUAUAUACCUGAUCGUAUUUGGAAGUUUUUCCAUUGUCAAAGCUUUGUCGAGUUUGGUAGACAAUUGCAGAGCCAGGAAAAAUGAAGGACAGCAGGAUGAAAACAAGCCUAAAAGUGCAUGUGACGGAAUCAUUGGUUGUUUUCUAUUUGCAUGGUUUAUAGCAGGAAAUGUCUGGGUUUAUAAGACGUAUAAAAACUUCUCUACAGAUGAAUCGAGCGAAGAAUACUGUCAACCAACAUUAUUUUAUUUCUCCUUUUGGUUAAUUACUGGUACAUACAUAAUUAUGGGACUAUUUUUUCUCAUCUGUUGUGGAUGUUGUAUUUCAAUGUUAUGCUGUAGUGCUAAAAUGUCAGCAUACGGACCAGCUAAAUAUGGUGUAUAAGGAACGUUAUGUGAGAAUAUUUGGGCAUUACUAUAUUUUAGUGACACUGCAUUUAUGGCAUCAGAAUUACAGGAUAGACAUUUUUCACAAAGAAGUAGAGGUUACAAUCAGUAUAUCUGCACCAUUAAGAGAGGAUGGAAUCCUAUCUAACAGUAGAAAUAUAUAAAUAAGUAGAAAAAUUCGAUAUAGAAAACUAUAUAUUAGUGAAUUCAAAAUCUUUCAAUUUUACUUGUCUGUCUUUCUCAAAUGCUCAUCACGGAGAUAACACGGUGUACGUCGUCUCUUACAGGUUACGCCUGCUUCAUGCAUGUGAGAGUUUUUAAUAUAUCAAUGAAAAAAGGGGUUUCGUUGUAGUAUUUUAUAUUUUUAGAAAUAAACGUUUUAACAACA